This is a messenger RNA of Paramecium sonneborni, 608 nucleotides long. The record is from the annotation of a GenBank genome assembly. Lineage: Eukaryota; Ciliophora; Oligohymenophorea; Peniculida; Parameciidae.
AUGAUGAGAAAACUUUACUAAAAUCUAUUUAAUUUGAUGUAUAAUUAGCCAUAAAAAGAUAUUAAUAAAGAAUUGAAUAAAUAGCUUAAUUAUAAGAAGAAAGAAGUUCAUUAAGAUCUUGUUAAUAAGAAAUUGUACAAUAUUUAACAACUCCAUAAUAAGAAAAAAAUUAAAUAGAAUUUGAUUCUGAAAUUUUAACAAAAAGAUCAGCUUCUAAAAGUACUGUAUAGAACACUUAAAUUAAUACAAAUAUUAAUAAAUUGAAAUAAUUAAAUAAAAAUAUUUUAGGUGAUAAAAAAUCGAAUAAAACUUUUAAAAUACUAUCAGAUAAAUAGAAUAAAUUUAAGCAAAAAAAAAAGUAAAGUAAUUAAUCUCUUACUGAAAUAAGUCUGCUCAAUAAAAAGCAAUCUUUAAAAAAAGAUGGUAAUCUUAGUUAAAAAUCUGUUUCAACUCGUUAACCAAGUGUAAAGGAAAUAGCAAUAAAUUUAGAAUAAAGAAGAUCUACUGGAAUGACAUUGCGAAAUUAGCCAAGAUAAUCAAGAAAUUCAAUAAAUUCUUUUGAUCAUAAGUAACCGACUACAAAAACAAAAAAACCAUAAGUAUUCUGA